Molecule: messenger RNA, 642 nt
Organism: Eublepharis macularius
Lineage: Eukaryota; Metazoa; Chordata; Lepidosauria; Squamata; Eublepharidae
Product: olfactory receptor 2T10-like
Exons: 2
Coding region: 1-642 (213 amino acids)
Biological process (GO): G protein-coupled receptor signaling pathway
Cellular component (GO): membrane
Molecular function (GO): olfactory receptor activity; G protein-coupled receptor activity
Source: RefSeq, a predicted model, not a curated record
AUGGCCAGUGGACUUCUUAAACAAGAAGAAUGUAAUUUCAUUGGAUAUAGUAUCCAGAUGUUUUUCACAUUGACCAUGGGAGGCAGAGAAUGUCUUCUGCUGACUGUUAUGUCCUAUGACAGGUAUGUGGCAAUACUCAAGCCCUUGCAGUAUUCUAUCCACAUGACUAGGAGGACCUGCCUAGCCUUGUCAGCAGGAGUCUGGAUCAGUGCCUCUUUUCCUGCUCUGAUACACACCAUUUGUGUGCUCUGUCUGCCCUUCUGUAAGUCAAAUGUCAUCAACCAGUUUUUCUGCACAGUUCCCACUCUGCUGAAAUUGUCCUGUUCUGAGACAUCCACCUAUGAGAAGGGGUUGUUCUUCGCUGGCAUUGUGAUGCUUCUUGGCCCCAUCUCAGUCAUUCUGGCCUCCUACAUUUCCAUCCUUUUGACAGUCCUGGGAAUGCAAUCAAUUGAAGGAAGGCGCAAGGCAUUUGGCACCUGCAUAUCCCACCUGUGUGUGGUGGGCAUCUUCUAUGGAGCAGCCAGUUUUAAAUAUAUGAGGCCCAGCUCAUACAGAACACCACAGCAGGAUAAAAUUGUAUUGGUGUUUUGUGACAUUUUGUCUCCUAUGCUGAACCCUUUAAUCUACAGUCUGAGAAACUGA